Messenger RNA from Myodes glareolus (Bank vole), 2076 nucleotides. The record is from RefSeq and is a predicted model, not a curated record. NCBI's taxonomy places the organism in Eukaryota, Metazoa, Chordata, Mammalia, Rodentia, Cricetidae.
CGGUGGAGAUCUGGGGCUCGGUUAGAACCAGCGAGCUCGACAAAGGCCUGGGGCGUCCUGACACCUUCACUCGGUCCUAGUCAAUGCUCGGAGGCCUUCGGGUGGGUGAACCGGCCCCGCAGCGUGGGCCAUUUCCGAGGCACGUGGUUUCCAAGGCCCCCGCCGGGACCGAGAAAAGUUUAUGGUUCGGAUCACAGCAGAAGGGUAUAGCAUUGCGGGAGGGCAGAAAGAAUCCUAGAUGCUGCAGCCACCCACAACAUCUGGCCUCCUCCUCCAGAGCGAGCAUGCGUCGGAAGACCGGCGUUUCCCGUGAGACUCUUUCGAAUAGAUGCACGGUGUGGAAACAACCGACUGCAAAUCUCAUGUCACCGCUGCACUCCCAAAAGACAGAAAUGUCGAGCCACUUCUAAAGCUCCUGGGGUGUGCUUCUGGCUCUCAGACGGGAGUGUGCUCCCAGUACCCGCACAGCCUCUAGUCCCUGCUCGGCGUCAUCGUCACCAUCGGCAACACUCCCGGCCAGGAGUCCUGUCCCUUUAAGACACCCUAGAGCCUUAGUCGUUUUGGUUUCGCGCGCCCGCCCGCAGCGCCGGCAGAGCGACCAUGGCCCGGGCAGCGCGCGCUGCGUGGGUUCUUGGCUUGAGCCGGUGCGCCCUAGCGGAGGGGUCGCGUACACGACCCUGGCCGCCAAUCUCGGCGCAGAGGUGGGCCGGCUUCACCGGGCUGUACCACACCGUGCGGUGGCACCUGCGCUCCCAGGACCUCCGCGCCGAGCGCUCGGCCGCACAGCUGUCCCCGUCCAGCCACCUGCAGCUGACCCUGUACCAGUACAAGACAUGUCCCUUCUGCAGCAAAGUCCGUGCCUUCCUCGACUUCCACUCCCUGCCCUAUCAGGUAGUGGAGGUGAACCCUGUCAGAAGGACUGAGAUCAAGUUCUCCUCCUACAGGAAGGUGCCCAUCCUGGUAGCCCAGGAAGGAGACUGCUCGCAACAGCUGAACGACUCCUCCGUCAUCAUCAGCGCCCUCAAGACCCACCUGGUUUCAGGGCAGUCCCUGGAAGAGGUCAUCACCUAUUACCCACCCAUGAAGGCCAUGAAUGACCAGGGCAAGGAGGUGACUGAGUUCUGCAACAAGUACUGGCUCAUGUUGGAUGAGAAGGAGGCCCAGCGGAUGUAUGGCGGGAAGGAAGCCAGGACGGAGGAGAUGAAGUGGCGGCAGUGGGCAGACGACUGGCUGGUACACCUCAUCUCCCCCAACGUCUACCGGACGCCCACCGAAGCCCUGGCUUCCUUCGACUACAUUGUCCGUGAGGGAAAGUUUGGGGCUGUGGAGGCCACCAUGGCCAAGUAUGUGGGUGCAGCUGCCAUGUACCUCAUCAGCAAGCGCCUCAAAAGCAGGCACCACCUGCAGGACGACGUCCGUGCAGACCUCUACGAGGCAGCCAACAAGUGGGUGACCGCUGUGGGCAAAGACCGGCCAUUCAUGGGGGGCCAGAAGCCUAAUCUUGCUGACCUGGCAGUGUAUGGUGUCCUGCGAGUGAUGGAGGGUCUGGAGGCCUUCGAUGACCUGAUGCGACACUCACACAUCCAACCUUGGUACCUGCGGAUGGAGCGGGCCAUUGAGGAAGCCCCAUCAAUGCACUGAGUCCCCCCCUAGCUGCAGAGACUACUGCUGAGGAGUCAAGAUCUCCUGACCAGCCCCUGGCCAUGCUGUAGGGAGCAGAGUCAUUUUGUCUCUGGUCCAUUCAGCCCCUGGCCCUCUACCGGACAUUACUAGGGACCUUGCCGCUGGAGACAAGCCCAGGCUCACAGCUAUUCUGAGGGUCAUGAGGUCAGGGGUUGCAAAGGACUGCCUUCCAGCCCCAGUUCCAGGGGCCUGCUCUCCCAGCAGGGAUUCCUUUUCAGCUCUCUCAGGGCUCAUUGGCUCCCUGUUAGCAAGGAUCAGACUGGCUCCCACCCUGGACCAGGGGAGGGCAGUCGCAUUAGGGAAAGCCCCUUUCCUAGUUCCAGUUCUUCCCGGGUACCCCUGGGACUAUUACUGUAUUUCCAAUAAAGGAGAUUCUGCAGCUCCGCUCAGGCA